Lactuca virosa is the source of this 981-nucleotide messenger RNA. NCBI's taxonomy places the organism in Eukaryota, Viridiplantae, Streptophyta, Magnoliopsida, Asterales, Asteraceae. The record is from the annotation of a GenBank genome assembly.
AUGCCCAAAACCAUUAAUCCACCUCUACAGGAGAACAAGAAACCGUUCCAUCAGAGGAACAGUUCAGACGAGAUCAAUGUCUUUGAAGCCUCCCGUUACUUUGAAGACACGAACACCACCCUCUCUCAUAAGAAUUACAUGAGAGAGAGUGUUGGAAGACUGAGUCUUGAUAUCCAGAACAAUAGAAGAAACUCCAAUAUUCCUUUACAAGCCAUGAUGAUGGAGAACGGAAGAAACUCGAUACCUUUAAAAGCUAUGAUGAUGGAUCCGAACCAUAUGAUGAUCAAGAAUGAGAAGAAGUAUAAGCAACCAAGCUCACCAGGAGGGAAGUUGGCUCAUUUCUUGAAUUCCCUUUUCAACCAAACAUCUUCCAAGAAGUCCAAGUCGAAGUCAAAGUCAACCACAUCGACACAAUCUAUUAAAGAUGAAAAUGAGAGUCCUAGUGGAUGGAGAAGAAAGAGGAGGAGUAGCAUCAGCCUAUUCAGGAGUGGGAAUAGUAAUACCAGCAAUAUUGCAAGUGAAACAAAACCUGCUAAUUACUCAACAACACCACAUGCAUAUGAUGAUCACAUGCCACAGGCACCCACAAAGAGGACAAGCUAUAAAGAUCUCAGAAGCUAUUCAGACCACAAGCCUACAUAUGAAGUUACCAAAGUACCCUUUAAUGAAAACUACAACAAGAAUGAAAACCUCAAGAUCAAGAGUGGGUUUUCUGACAGAAAAAGAAGUCCUGAAAAUGUGUCAGUAGAGAAAGUUAGGGUUUGUGAUGUAAAACAUGAUGAUCAUAAUCAGAAGUAUGAUCCGACGGUGGAGAUUAAAGAAUUCAAGAGAUUCAUUCUUGAUGAUGAUGGAGAUAGUGAUUCAAGCUCUGAUCUUUUUGAGUUAACAAACUGUGAUUUGGGUUAUUAUUCAAGCGGUUUGCCAGUUUUUGAAACCACCCAUAUGGAUAGCAUCAAGAGGGGUACACCGAUCUCUAGCUAA